AGUUGAUAAUCCUAUUGACCAGUGCCUUCUGAGAGUAAUGAAGUUGCGUAAAUACCAUGGUAAUAUAGAGUUUGUACCUGCUCAUGAAUUUGAAUUCCAUGGUGAACCGAAGAAUGGGAGGGAAAUCAUUGCCAGUAAUGUUGCGAUAUCCCAACAAGGGCGAGAUGGAGAUGCUGAAGUCUUGCAUGGCUACCAGGGCCCUAAUUUUUGUUUUGAAGAUUCAGACUGGAGGAUUAUGGAAGGCCCCUUUAUAACGAUUAUGCUGGCCAAUUUGCCAUGGGUUGUAGAAGAUGCAAUGGCUGCACCUGAAGCAAAGUUUUCUGAUGGCUUCCUGGACUUGGUUUUGAUCAAGGAUUGCCCCAAAUCUGCUCUUGCAUGUAUACUAUUGAAGACAGCAGAUGGAAGCCAUGUCAAAUCACCAUAUGUGAUGUAUCUCAAGGUAAAAGCAUUUAAACUGGUGCCAGGCAACCGUGUGGGAGAUUCUGCAAAGGGUGGUAUCAUCGACGUUGAUGGUGAAGUUAUAGCUAGGGGUGAAGGAGUUUACAUGUGCGGUCUAGAAAGGGAUCCAAUGACUUACGGACCUCCGAUCUUACUAACGGUCGAUAAAGGUCUUGCCAGCAUCUUCUCUUCAAGAUGAUCUGUACAUAAAUUUUCUUAAAUUCAUCGCCAGUGUACAUGAAAAAUCUGAAGGGUUAUUUUUUAAUUUAAAAAGAAAUGAUCAUCUAAAUUGUAUCUAAAUUGUAUCUUCAUGCAUUAUUUUAUUAAGCUAUAAGAAAUAAAGUGGAAAAUGGAAGGGACAAUUG
Phalaenopsis equestris is the source of this 803-nucleotide messenger RNA. RefSeq names its product sphingosine kinase 1-like. The transcript has 3 exons. Gene Ontology annotation, cellular component: membrane; cytoplasm; intracellular membrane-bounded organelle. Lineage: Eukaryota; Viridiplantae; Streptophyta; Magnoliopsida; Asparagales; Orchidaceae. The record is from RefSeq and is a predicted model, not a curated record. Bases 38 to 637 code for a protein of 199 amino acids. Gene Ontology annotation, biological process: sphingosine biosynthetic process.